UUAAUGGACGUGAGUACGAACGUGAAUUGAAUAGAACAAACGUAGAAAUUUGAAAGGCUGUGUUACAUUAAAAAUUUGUCUAAUAGCUUACAACGAAAAUGAGUGAACUUGUGUGGGGAAUAAAAAAUGGUGAUUUGGAGCAAGUGCGAGAUAUCGUUGAAAACAAGAAUAUUGAUGUUAAUCAAAUGAUUGAUGGAAGGACACCCCUACAUUAUGCAGCUGAUUAUGGUCAAAGUGAAGUAGUCAGAUAUCUUUUGGAAAAGGGUGCAAAUGCAAAUGCUACAGACAAGCAUGGAAUAACAACAUUAUUGGCAGCAAUUUGGGAAGGACAUACAAAUUGUGUAAAAUUACUAUUAGAAAAGGGAGCUAAACCAGAUGGAUUAACACCAGAUGGAACUAGUUAUUUGGAUGCUGCUGAAAAAGAUGAGAUCAAACAAUUGCUUAAAUUUCACUAGCACAAAGCCAAACAAAUCGUAAAGCAAUAAUUUUGUUAUUUUAGUAUUUUAAUGUUCCUCAUAGGAGUAUCACUAUUGCUUUCUCUUAAUUUUUUGCAUAUGACUAGACUAUCAUAUUUAUGCACUUUAAAUUAAAAACAAAAAAUAUAGGUACACAAAUGUAGUUUUAUAAUAAUAUAUUGCACUUGGAGCGUAUAAUCAUAAACAUAUUCUUAUAUGAUUACUCUUAGAGAUUUAAAGUAUAUAUAGUUUCAGCUUUAAAAUAGUAUAUUAUACAGAUUGUUUUAUAAACUAACAAUAGAAACAAAUUUAUUUUUAAAGCAUGUAACAUUAUAUAGCAAAAAAUAUUUUGAUACAUUUGUAAGAAGCAGCAUCGUGUUUUAAAUAUUUGUUAUUAAUUUACAAAUCAAAUUUUUUUUAUACAUUUUUUUACAACUACUUAUUAAAACAACUUUUUGUGAGAAAAAGUUGUAUGUAUUGAAAUGAAUGCUCGAGAUGAAAAAUAUAUUAUAUAAUUUAAUUGUGUUUCAAGAAAGACAUGUAUAAAUUAUAAAAAAAAAAAAUUAAAGAGCUAUCUUUAUGAUAUUAAUUACAUGUCUUAAGAAGUUUUAAAAGUGUAUAAUAAUCAAAAAUAAUAAGCCAAUGCAUCAUUGUUAUGUA
Molecule: messenger RNA, 1115 nt
Organism: Apis laboriosa (Himalayan honeybee)
Lineage: Eukaryota; Metazoa; Arthropoda; Insecta; Hymenoptera; Apidae
Product: myotrophin-like
Exons: 3
Coding region: 99-455 (118 amino acids)
Biological process (GO): regulation of barbed-end actin filament capping
Cellular component (GO): cytoplasm; nucleus
Molecular function (GO): protein binding
Source: RefSeq, a predicted model, not a curated record